This is a messenger RNA of Colletotrichum costaricense, 690 nucleotides long. RefSeq lists its product as uncharacterized. Lineage: Eukaryota; Fungi; Ascomycota; Sordariomycetes; Glomerellales; Glomerellaceae. The coding region runs from base 1 to 690 and encodes 229 amino acids. The transcript is spliced from 2 exons. The record is from RefSeq and is a predicted model, not a curated record.
AUGCCGCGAAUCAACAAAGACACGUCACUCAUGGACGACCACGAUGAUGAAGGAGGGGGAGAAGAUGAGAAGAGUGUUGCUGAACUAUCUGAUGCCUGUGUGGAUGCUGCUGUGUUCAUGGCCGAGAUGUGUGCUGACGCUCUGGACUCGCGCACAAUCAUGGGCAACAUGUGCAUACUGAAGGCUUGGUUAUUUGCCGCCGGUCUUGUCCUUGGCUUCUCACUACUCGCCCCUGACGUACCCCAAAACCGUGGAAAGUCUUUCCAUAGCGCGCUACGUGUUCUGGACUUUCUGGGUCAUUUGAGUCCCCAAGCAGCACAAUAUCACCGGCUUCUCACAAGUUUUUCACAAGCCAUCGACUCCUUCAAGACCAAUUCGCCGGUCGAGCAACACCAUGCGGGUGCCCCAUACGUUGAAAGACUUUUAUCAUUCAAUUUAGCGGAGAGUCCUGAGACUCAUAGACAGGGAGAGACGUCGCAGCUGCGCGAAAGCAUCGAGCACGGCAGAAUUCCAGAACGAUCUGAAAGAGCAGGUGAUGCUAUUGUAGACUUAGGUGAUCGGCAAGACCUUUUGUCUUUUGACCCAACCGCAUCUGGCGGGGAAGACUUGAUGCUGAGUCUUCUUUGGGACGAUGGCGAUGUUGCCUUUGGAGAGUCAAGUGCUUUCGAUAUGUCAAUGGGAUACGGCUAA